This is a messenger RNA of Ricinus communis (castor bean), 950 nucleotides long. RefSeq names its product nucleoid-associated protein At2g24020, chloroplastic. The transcript has 7 exons. Lineage: Eukaryota; Viridiplantae; Streptophyta; Magnoliopsida; Malpighiales; Euphorbiaceae. Bases 114 to 701 code for a protein of 195 amino acids. The record is from RefSeq and is a predicted model, not a curated record. Gene Ontology annotation, molecular function: DNA binding.
AUAACACAAAGAGAGCUGAUCGGCUGAAUAAUAUAAAAAGAGGGAAAAAAAAGAAGUGAAAAUCUCACUUUAUCCUCUUAAAAGCACCAUCUCUCGGUCCCAAUUCGCAAAAAAUGGCAUCAACAAGUGCAGUUGCUGCCCGAGUUUCUAACCUAAAUGGACUUGCUGAUUGGAAAAAACCGAACCAUUCUUCGUUUCCUAUAGGUAACCUAAGCCUAAAUGCAAAUCUAGUAGGUCAGCAGCUUGUAUCUUGGCCUGGUCACCAGAAAUCUCGGCGUUGCAGUAGAUCUCUCCGUGUACAUGGUUUAUUUGGAGGAAAAAAGGAUAAUAAUGAAAAAAGUGACGAACAAUCAAAGGCAGGAAUUCUUGGAAACAUGCAAAAUUUGUAUGAGACUGUGAAGAAGGCGCAGAUGGUUGUCCAAGUUGAGGCAGUUAAAGUGCAAAAGGAACUUGCCUUAGCAGAGUUUGAUGGUUAUUGUGAAGGUGAGCUAAUUAAGGUAACAUUAUCUGGAAACCAACAACCUGUACGCACAGAGAUCACUGAGGCUGCAAUGGAAUUAGGUGCAGAAAAACUCUCCCUUUUAGUUAACGAGGCAUACAAGGAUGCACACCAAAAAAGUGUCCAGGCCAUGAAAGAAAGAAUGAGCGAUCUUGCUCAAAGCCUGGGAAUGCCACCGGGCAUGAGCGAUGGAUUAAAGUAAAGGCAUAUUUCUCUGACUGGUGUCUGAAGCAAGCUUAAAGUUUUGUGAUUGAGCCGGUUAGAAGCGCUUGUUUGUUCUGUGAUUGGGAAUUAAUUUUACCGUGUUUCUUAUUCCAACGCUAGUUAAUGUUUAUAGAAUAACAAAGCUUGGCACUUAUGAUCUCCAUUGUUGUUCUGCAACCAGCAGAUUGCAUCCUUUAAAAUGUUACCUCAUUUUAUACAAAUAGGAAAAAGAGAUGUUGGCAAGUAA